Phycodurus eques (leafy seadragon) is the source of this 3673-nucleotide messenger RNA. RefSeq names its product coiled-coil domain-containing protein 9B. The transcript is spliced from 13 exons. The record is from RefSeq and is a predicted model, not a curated record. Bases 154 to 1770 code for a protein of 538 amino acids. Lineage: Eukaryota; Metazoa; Chordata; Actinopteri; Syngnathiformes; Syngnathidae.
UGUUAACAGGGGAGCUCUGUGUGUUUGCUGGCUGCCUUGGCUGUUUGCCCAACUUGGCUCAUUGUGAUCAAGGCAUGAUCGUGGACUCCAGGCAGCCCUCGCCGCCGCCUCGGCUGCCUCGCGUCUGGACGCAGCCUCGCUAUCAGCGCUGACAUGGAAAGACCUGCACCUUGCGACCAGUUGCCCAGAAGGGAUCACGAGAAGGACUUGGAGCUGGACAAGAAGAUCGAGGCUCUCCGCAGGAAGAAUGAGGUGCUCAUGAAGAGAUACAAGGAGGUGGAAGAGGACAAGAAAAGAGCAGAGGAAGAAGGAAUGGCGCUGCAUAGCCGUAAGGGCAAAGCUGAUGAUCUUACGAUCACAGUGAACAAGUCCACCUGUGACAGUCGCGUGGUGGUGACCAAGUCCUUUAACAGUGGCUCACCUUCUGGGAAAGGACUAGAGGAAGUAGGAGCAGGCCGAGGGGAGGAAGUUACGAUGCAGGCUGCUGGCAGUGUAGGCAGAUGGCACAAGAAGCAGCUAAUUGUCACCAUGGCUGGUAAAAAGGGUAAGAGAGUGGUGUGUGAGAGGCCUGAGAAGAGGCAAGACCCCAAAUGUCUGUCAGAUGUGAAGAGCCCAACUGAUGAGGUACAAACUGGUAUUGUGGAGGCGGCGGGGACAGGGAAACAACCACGUUUCAAGACCAAGUUGGACAUUACAGCACAGGAGUUGGAAAUCACAGACCUUAACAUCCCCACAUCAAAGGAGGAGCAGGAGGACUACUUGCAGUGGAAAAAGGAGCGCGAGAAAAUUGACAAGGAGAGAGUGGCGCGUCACAAGAAUGCCAAGGGACAGUGGAGGCGGGCGUGGGACAUAAACAAAACAGAGAACAUGUUUUUAGACAAAUCCCAACCAGACAGAGCCUGGGUGCCUCCAAGUAGAGGAGGACGAAGCGCCAGAAAAGGACAGCAUAGGUCUGGUGCUGACACACGAGGUCAUGAGAAGCGAGGCAAAGACAAGUCAACUAAAAACGUACAAGUAAUGAGCAGCAACGCAAAAGGAAAAGAUCGCUUGACUGGGAGGGCCAGAAGGUGGGAACCUCAAGAAGAAGAAGAUAACCUACAGACUUCAGAUACACCAUUGGAGGAAUUGCUGGAGGAACUUGAUGCACUUACAGAUGCUGAGGCAGAAGAGCAGAGAGAUCAGGACUCAAAAACAAAGCUGUUGCUCAGUCCAGAUGUUUUAAAUACAUGUGAGGAAUUGCGGGGAUCCGAAGGUUCUUUGGCUACCUUGAGAGCAGACAUUUCGGUGCAGGAGAAAGCAGACAGCUCAUCAGAGAAGAAAGUGCGAUUCUCAGAGGAACUCGUCCUGCGGGCUCACACAAAACAAAUCACCGGCUCUCAGGACUCCGCCAAGUCUGAAUCAAGUCCAAUAUUCUUCUUAAAAGCUUCCUUGCAGAAAAAAAGCCAGCAAGAAGUGCUCCGGCAGCAUCUGGAAAGUGCCAAGGAGGAUGAAGAGAGUCAUUGCCAGCAGCAGGCUUCUGAAAGUAAAUGUACUAGAAAAGACAUCAGUGUCCCCGCAGCGCCUUGUUGCCCCCCUGCUGAUAAGGCCUGCGCUUCUCUACUGGAAACCUCUGUCCACCCUGUGGAGCUUGCCACAUGCAACACAAACCCAGAGCAACCUGUUGACUUGCGUGUAUGUGUCUUGAGCCUGGAAUCAGGGGAGUCACACCUGGAACACUUUAGCUGCAGCGACAAGAUCGAUCCACCUCCCGCACAUGCUACCGACAAAUAGCACGGAGUGGUUGCUCGUAUUUCCACUUCAUAGUUGGACACAUGUGACUGUGUGAAGUGGUUCCGGAGAGAGCUGCUGCAACACAUCUCUGGAAGACGGCCUUUUGACAGUUCAUUCACAUGAGAUGCCUCUUCAAAACCAUUGGCUCUGAACUCCUUCCUAUCUUAACUAUAAUACUGCUAAAAUGUGGGCUCAUUUUAAGUUUUAUUGUUUUAGCAAUGCUUGAAUAACUACAUACAGUGUAACUACGGCAUAAUGUCACUCAGUAGCAUGCAAAAGACCAUCCACUAUCUGAGUGGUUCGCAAACCUUUUACACAAAGUUCCUCCGAAAAAGAUAUUUAGCUCUCCAAGUACCAUCAUAAUGAUCAACAUUACAAUACAGCAAUGUAGUAGGCCUAAGUCUUGGUAGUGGUAGUUUUAUGCUAAAAAGGAUAUGUAAUAUUAUUACAAGCCACUGGAACAUUAUGCACAGUGUUUAAAUGAACACUGUGCCUAAAUAUAAGGAACCAAAAACUGCACUUAAAUAAUGAUUCAAAUAAAUUGUAUUGCAAAUCAAAGUAAAAUAAACUGUGUACUUAAAGGUUAAACAAUUCAAAACAUUCAUUGCAAAUGUAUUGUACUGUACUUGAAAGUUAAAUAUAACUGAACUGUACUUUAAAAAAUGUACUGUACUAAAAAAAGUAAAAAAAUAUAUACUGUAUUGGAUUUUUUUUAAAAAAGUUUAAACUGGCUGUAUGCAUAGCUACAAGCUUCAUUAUAUAAUAUUUGAUUAAAAAUAUAUUUUUAAAUGUAAAUGUCCAUCCAUCCAUUUUCUGUACCGCUUAUCCUCACUAGGGUCGUGGGUGUGCUGGAGCCUAUCCCGGCUAUUUCUGGGCGAGAGGUGGGGUACACCCUGAACUGGUCGCCAGCCAAUCGCAGUGUUGUAUAUAUGUUAUUUGUAUUUAAUUCAGUGAUUAUUUGUCUUACCACUAGAGAGAGCCCACGCACCACGAGUGGUAAGCAUACCACACUUUGAGAAUCGCUGGACUACCUUGCUCAGGGUCCCCCGUGCGCUGAAGUCUAACAAAGUUGACUUUGGGUAAGAGGCAAGGCAUAACCUGGACUGCUCACCAGCCAAUCACAGGGCACAUACAGUAUAGACAACCAACCAACCAUCCAAACUUAGUCACAACUACAGUAUUGUUCAACUUAGAGUGCCCCAUCAAUUCACCUGCCCGAACCAAGGACAGCUCACAGUAACAUGUGGGGGAAUACGGAUCUUUUUGAUUAUACGACAUACAUGCUCAGGAAAUGCCCCAAUGUGCUGCCCAAGCAAAAAAAGACUCUGUAAUUGACGAUCCCUAUUUUUCUCCAUGCAUUUCUGCUGUGCCUUUGCUGCAUGUCAUUUGCUAUUGAUGUUUUUCGAUUGGCAAAAAAGUGUACUAUUACUAGUCAGCCAGCAAGUCUGCUGAGAAGAUGUUAUAUACUGAUAGUAUACUAAUCUAAAGGCCCUUGUAACUUUUGACGAUACACAUCUUGACGUUACGAAAACAAGCACAAAUUUAAACAUUAACUUACCCUGUUGCUGUGCCUUAGCUCUGGACACUGCUGUAUUAUAAUCCACAGUCUCCACUUUGCUGCAGCUGUCCGUUUUCUUCCUGCCCUCAGUCUCCUCUUGAAUAAAAUGUGCCUGAUACAGGGAAUUCUUGUUAUCGUCCAUCGUUGUUUGUUAGCAUGUGUAGGUCUGGCUGACGCAGUUUCCCCCCGUUGCACUUUUGAAGUGGAAAGCCAACAAUCCGAGGUGUGCAGAACCAAAAGAAAUUAUAUACUAUAUAUGUCUCCUCUGCUCCUUUAUCCAGAUUCUCACCAAUAUGUCAUGUUUUCUCAUUUGCCCCAUGCAAUAAAACAUUUGUGGAAAUCUCA